Gloeophyllum trabeum ATCC 11539 is the source of this 567-nucleotide messenger RNA. RefSeq lists its product as uncharacterized. The record is from RefSeq and is a predicted model, not a curated record. The coding region runs from base 68 to 283 and encodes 71 amino acids. NCBI's taxonomy places the organism in Eukaryota, Fungi, Basidiomycota, Agaricomycetes, Gloeophyllales, Gloeophyllaceae. The transcript is spliced from 3 exons.
AUCAGCCUCGUCUUUGUUCGUGCCACAAUUCUCUCGUUCCUAAACCUCUUCGCAUUGUCUGCCUACGAUGAUCCGACGCGACCCUACCUGCAUCAUCAUGACCGAUGCUGACGUGCAGGACGUCCGGGAUAUGAUGAUGAAGAAGCGCGUCGUGGUCGCCAAAAUGACCACUGCAAAGGCUGGCCACAGGAAAUCUCAUUCAGGCCAACCAUACGUGGCCGCUGAAGAUGCUAGAAGACAAAGAGAGGCCAUGUCUAGGGACGAACGUCUGGGACUCCGGUAGAGCUGCGACGUGUACGGGAAGCUAUUGGAUGUAUGAAUACAUAUGGCAUCGAAAAUUGUACAUCGCAGGGGACGCUUUGAGUUAUUGUCCGUGGAGACUGCAUCACUCUUGAAACGCAGCUCGGAAACCUUCAAGAUCAUGGCGCUCGCACAGCGUCGCUAAAUCGAUACGCUGCAUGUGCAAGCACGUCGUCUUGAGACUCUCCCACAACGCCGAGGACGUGAUACCGCGCUUGUCGGCGCCUGGCUGGUCAUAGACGCUGUCGCUGUCUUGGAGCACCAGGG